This is a messenger RNA of Hermetia illucens (black soldier fly), 656 nucleotides long. RefSeq names its product transmembrane protein 242. The record is from RefSeq and is a predicted model, not a curated record. The transcript has 3 exons. Lineage: Eukaryota; Metazoa; Arthropoda; Insecta; Diptera; Stratiomyidae. The coding region runs from base 98 to 532 and encodes 144 amino acids.
CAGAAAUGUCAAAACGCCGAUUACAUAUGACUGAAUUUCGCUGAAACCAAAAUACGCGCGUAAGACCCUCGAAAUACUCGGUUUAUACUCACGGUCAAUGGAUUCCCACGAAAAUAACGCCACGACAGACUCGACGGCAGAUCGGAGUUUCAGAAUAAAAGCUGGCGUCUUCCUUACAUCAGUGGGUGCCGUUUCGGCGUUAGUCGGUUUCUCAAAAACACUUGCCACCGCGAAGCGGCAAGACGAGAAGUUCCUGCAAGAGGCUGCCAUGAGUCGUGCACAUUUACUGGAUGAUGCGUCGCGGCUGGCGAUGCGUGCCCUGGGCUGGGGAACGCUCUACGCAAUCCUGGGCACUGGAGCGUUUUGUUACGGCGUCUGGAAACUCUCCGGCGCGCAAAAUUUCCAGGAGUUCAGGCAGAAAGCGGGGUCCGUGCUACCGAAGCUGUCCUCGAACGAUCCGCCGCAGAGUCGGACAGACUUCGACGGCCUCACCGACCUGCUCAAGUACACUUCGACAUGGGGGAAAGAAUAACCUCCGGGGAUUGUCCCGAGUGCAAAGUCUCUGUUUGUCUAGUCUUUAGUGUAUAUUUAAGUGUAAAUUGUUAAGUUGGUUUUUACAAUAAAGGAUGUGCGCGCUACGUGGGCCCGGAACAGUU